AUGUACUUCGGUAAAUGGGAUUUGUUGCUCAUGUUGUGGUGGUGGAAGCUGGUUCCACUGGCGCAAUGUUUCACCGUUCAUAUCAGUGAGGAUGCGGGUACAAGGACAGUGGUUGCCGGCGUGGAGCGGGGCGCACGGUGCACUUUGGAUCAGGUACUCGCACCCAAAUUCACGGAGCGCUUUUUGGAGACUGACACGGCGGAAGGCAUCGUGUUUGUAUCGGACUUGAUAAAGUGCUCCUCGCUGCCUUCAAACCCCUUCACUUUGUACACUGUGGCGGACUGCACGGACUCCGGCCACAAGCAUCUCCUCACCAGUCAGUACGACGUGCAUGUUCACGGUAGGAACUGUUCACACAAGCGUAAAAGAAAAGCGCAGUGGGAUAUGGAGGUCCUCAGUUUGUUUAGCGCCCACCGCCGCCCCAGCACAGAGUGCCACCAAGCAUCCUCUGUUUUAUUUCCAGUGGGAAGGCUGCUGCCUGGCCCCCCACUCCGCUGCAAGGUCGCCAACAACCGUGCGUUUUACUUCUCAGAUGGGGAUUUGUUUGUGUCUGAAACUCUUUGCUGGAAGCAGGACACCCUCUUGGAACUGGACAUGCUCUGUGAUGUUCUCACAGGAAAUGGGCUGAUUGUCAGCCCCAUCUCCAUCCACUGGCGCGUGGGGCAGGGUCCCUUCAGGCAGGGCCACAUACAUAAGCUUUUAGAAAAAGCAGCUCAAUCUGAUUCAGGUAUUGUGAGCAGAAAGAGGAGAAGCAUCAACAGCAGCCCUCAGUUUCAGCCCCCAAUGUACCAAGUGUCUGUGGCAGAGAACAAGCCAGCUGGGACUUCAGUUGUGGUUCUGAAAGCAGUGGAUGUUGAUGAGGGGGAGGCGGGCAGGCUGGAGUAUUUCAUAGAGGCUCUCUUUGACAGCCGCUCAAACAAUCUUUUUGCUGUGGACCCGGUCAGCGGUGCCGUGUCAACAGUAGAGGUGCUGGACCGGGAAACAAAAGACACCCAUGUGUUUCGUGUGACAGCGGUUGAUCAUGGCACGCCACGACGGACAGCAAUGGCCACCCUCACUAUCACAGUCAGUGACACCAAUGACCACAACCCUGUGUUUGAGCAGCAGGAUUAUAAGGAAAGCAUCAGGGAGAACUUAGAAAUUGGCUAUGAGGUGUUAACAGUGAGAGCUACAGAUGGGGAUGCACCUGUCAAUGGUAACAUCCUGUACCACAUCCUCAACAGUAAUGGUUCCAAUGAUGUUUUUGAGAUAGAUUCCAGGUCUGGCGUAAUCCGAACCAAAGGCCUUGUAGACAGAGAGGAGGUGGAGGCCUAUAUGUUGUUAGUAGAGGCAAAUGAUCAGGGUCGUGACCCCGGACCCCGCAGUGCCACAGCUACAGUUCAUAUUGUGGUUGAGGAUGACAACGAUAACGCUCCUCAAUUCAGUGAGAAACGCUAUGUGGUCCAGGUGCCGGAAGACAUGAGCCCUAACACUGAGAUCCUGCAGGUCACUGCCACAGAUCAGGACAGAGGAGGCAACGCCGUUGUUCAUUUCAGCAUCAUGAGCGGAAACACCCGCGGGCAGUUUUAUAUUGAUGCUCAGACGGGUAAAAUGGACCUGGUGAGCCACCUGGAUUAUGAGGCUAACAAAGAGUACACACUAAGAAUCAGAGCUCAGGAUGGAGGACGCCCUCCGCUGUCCAACAUCAGCGGCCUGGUCACAGUGCAGGUGCUGGAUGUUAAUGACAAUGCCCCCAUUUUUGUCAGCACCCCAUUCCAGGCCACUGUGCUGGAAAACGUGCCUCUCGGUUACUCCAUCAUCCACAUCCAAGCUGUGGAUGCAGACUCUGGAGAAAACUCCAGGCUGGCGUAUCGCCUCACUGAAACAACACCACACUUCCCCUUCUCAAUUAAUAAUAGCACAGGAUGGAUUGUUGUGGCGGCUGAGCUGGAUAGGGAGAGUGUGGAUUUUUACAACUUUGGAGUGGAGGCACGUGAUCAUGGCUAUCCUAUCAUGUCAUCCUCAGCCAGUAUCAGCAUGACGAUUCUAGAUGUUAAUGACAACAACCCAGAGUUCACUCAGAAGGCGUAUUACAUGCGACUGAAUGAAGAUGCAGCCGUGGGGACCAGCGUAGUGACAGUGUCAGCUGUGGAUCAGGACAUCAACAGUGUGGUGACGUAUCAGAUAUCCAGUGGAAACACCCGCAACAGAUUCUCCAUCACGAGUCAGAGCGGAGGCGGACUCAUCACACUGGCACUGCCGCUAGACUACAAACUAGAACGGCAAUACGUCCUUACAGUCACCGCCAGUGACGGAACUCUCUUUGACACCACUAAGGUGUUUGUCAACGUCACAGAUGCCAACACACACCGGCCCGUGUUUCAGAGCUCACAUUACACUGUCAACAUAAACGAGGACAGACCUGUGGGCACCACUGUGGUUGUAAUAAGCGCCACAGAUGAAGAUACAGGUGAGAAUGCACGCAUUACCUACUAUAUGGAUGACAGCAUCCCUCAGUUUGACAUUGACCCAGAUACAGGAGCUGUUACCACACAGAUGGAGCUGGACUACGAGGACCAGGUUUCAUACACACUAGCCAUCACCGCUCGGGACAACGGCAUCCCACAGAAGUCUGACACAACUUAUCUGGAGAUACUGGUGAAUGACGUCAAUGACAACUCCCCUCGUUUCCUCAGAGACAACUAUGUGGGCUCUGUGAUGGAAGAUGUGCCGGUGUUCACCAGUGUGGUGCAGGUUUCUGCCAUCGACAGAGACUCUGGGCUCAACGGCCGUGUUUUCUAUACUUUCCAGGGUGGGGAGGAUGGUGAUGGAGACUUCAUAAUUGAAUCUACCUCCGGUAUUGUUCGCACACUGCGAAGACUAGACAGAGAAAAUGUGCCCAUUUACAGCCUGCAAGCCUUUGCUGUAGAUAAAGGUGUUCCUGCUCUCAAAACACCAGUAAACAUUCAGGUUACCAUACUAGAUGUGAAUGACAACCCCCCUGUGUUUGAGAAAGAUGAGUUUGACAUUAUGGUAGAAGAAAAUAGCCCCAUAGGCCUUGUGGUUGCCCACAUAUCAGCCACAGACCCAGAUGAAGGCAGUAAUGCACAGAUAAUGUAUCAGAUAGUGGAAGGAAACAUCCCGGAGGUGUUUCAGCUGGAUAUUUUCUCUGGAGAAUUGACUGCUUUAAUAGACCUGGACUAUGAGAUGAAGUCUGAGUACAUCAUUGUGGUCCAGGCCACCUCCGCCCCUCUGGUCAGCCGAGCUACCAUUCACAUCAAACUUGUCGACAAGAACGACAACGUGCCUGUGCUCAAAAACUUCCAGAUCAUCUUCAACAACUAUGUGACGGACAAGUCGAGCAGCUUCCCCACAGGAGUGAUAGGACGCAUCCCUGCCUUUGACCCUGAUGUCUCAGAUCAGCUCCACUACAGCUUCGAAGUGGGAAACGAGCUGAACCUAGUCCUCCUGAACCAAAGCACAGGGGAGAUCCAGCUGAGCCAAGCCCUGGAUAACAACCGGCCCCUGGAGGCCUCCAUGAGGAUCUCAGUGUCAGAUGGCGUCCAUUCUGUGUCAGCUCAGUGCCUUCUCCAAGUCACCAUCAUUACAGAUGAGAUGCUGUCCAACAGCAUCACACUGCGUCUAGCCAACACCUCCCAGGAGCACUUCCUGUCUCUGCUACUCUCACAGUUUCUGGACGGUGUUGCUCGGGUCUUGUCUGCUUCUCCUGAAGAUGUUGUCAUCUUCAACAUCCAAGAUGAUACUGAUGUCAGCGCUCGCAUCCUCAAUGUCAGCUUAUCUGUGGCUGUACCCGUAUUUGGAGAGGGGCACCAGCGUUCCGGUGGGCUUGGAGAGGAAAGGCUUGGGAGAGGACUUGAAACCGGAGAGUUCUUUGGUUCAGAGGAGCUCCAGGAGAGGCUGUAUUUGAACCGCAGCCUUCUGGCUCAGAUCUCCUCCCAGGAAGUUCUUCCCUUUGAUGACAACAUCUGCCUGCGGGAGCCAUGUGAGAACUACAUGAAGUGUGUGUCUGUGCUGAAGUUCGACAGCCUGGCGCCGUUCGUCGCGUCCGACACCAUUCUGUUUAGGCCCAUCCACCCCAUCGCUGGGCUUCGUUGCCGCUGUCCCACCGGCUUCACGGGAGACUACUGUGAGACUGAGAUUGACCUCUGCUAUUCCAAACCAUGUGGAGCCCAUGGUGUGUGCCGCAGCAGGGAGGGGGGCUUCACCUGCGAGUGCUUUGAGGAUUAUACAGGGGAGCGCUGCGAGCUGUCGUCCCGCUCAGGCCGCUGUGCUGCAGGAGUUUGCAAAAAUGGAGGCACCUGUGUCAACCUUCUUGUUGGCGGGUUUAAGUGUGAGUGUCCACCGGGUGGUUUUGAGAGGCCCUACUGUGAGAUGACCACGCGCAACUUUCCCCCAAAUUCCUUCCUGACCUUCAAGGGUCUCCGUCAGCGCUUUCACUUCACCCUCUCACUCACAUUUGCCACCAAAGAGUCUGACGGUUUGUUGCUCUACAACGGCCGCUUCAACGAGAAGCACGACUUCAUCGCCAUGGAGAUCAUCAAUGAGCAGAUACAGCUCACUUUCUCUGCAGGAGAAACCAAGACUACAGUUUCCCCAUUCAUCCUGGGAGGUGUGAGUGAUGGCCAGUGGCAUGUUGUGGAGGUUCACUACUACAACAAGCCGAUCUUCAACCAGGCCGGCCUGCCACAGGGUCCCUCAGAUCAGAAAGUCGUCGUAGUGACAGUGGAUAACUGUGACACCUCCAUGGCGCUGAGGUUUGGUCACAUGAUCGGAAACUACACCUGCUCUGCUCAGGGCAGCCAGUCAGGAUCCAAAAAAUCUCUGGACCUGACCGGGCCCCUGCUGCUUGGAGGAGUCCCUAAACUCCCUGAAGAUUUUCCUGUUCGCAACCAUCAGUUUGUGGGAUGUAUGAAGAACCUGCGUAUAGACAACCAGCACAUAGACAUGGCCAGCUUCAUUGCUAACAAUGGCACUCUGCCAGGAUGCUCUGCCAAGAGACAUUUCUGCAACAAUAACCCAUGUCUGAACGGAGCCACCUGUGUGAACCUGUGGGGCUCCUUCAGCUGCGACUGCCCGCUUGGAUUUGGAGGACAGAACUGUGAAAGAGUCAUGGCCAACCCGCUGCGUUUCCAGGGUAACAGCCUGUUGCAGUGGAACAACCUGGAGGCGGUAGCAGCCUCAGUCCUCUGGCACAUAGAGCUCAUGUUCCGCACCCGUCAAUCCACGGCAACGCUGCUUCACAUCUCCUCCGGCCUGAAGCACAAUCUCACACUACAGCUGCGAGGGGGGAGUGUGUUGAUGGGGCUUCACAGGGGGGAGGACUCCACUCUCUCCCGUGUAGAGGAAGUGCUGGUGAACGAUGGAGACUGGCACCACUUGCAGCUGGAUAUCAGCAGUCUGGGAGGAGCGGCAAGCCACUACAAGGCAGUGUUGUCUUUAGACCAUGGGCUCUACCUGGCCACUAUGGAGGUGGAUGGGAAGCUGCGGGACUCCAAACUGAAGACUGUUAGCAUUGGUGGUUUAGCAAAACCUGAUGGGAAAGUUCAACAUGGCUUCCGUGGCUGCAUCCAGGGUCUGCGUGUUGGUGGGGCUCUGAGUCUGUCUCAGGCGAGGAAGGUGAAUUUGGAGCAGGGCUGCAGCAUGCCAGAUCCCUGCAGCUCUAACCCAUGUCCUGCCAACAGUUACUGCAGCGAUGACUGGGACAGCUACUCCUGCACCUGCCUCAGCGGUUACUACGGCAUCAACUGCACUGACGUGUGCUCACUAAACCCCUGUGAGCAUCAGUCAACAUGCACCAGGAAGCCAAGCGUCAGUCGUGGUUAUACCUGCGAUUGCCCCAGAAACUACUUUGGAAGAUACUGCGAGAAAAAGACUGACCUGCCGUGUCCAAGAGGUUGGUGGGGUCACAAAACCUGUGGCCCCUGUAACUGCCCAACAAACAAAGGUUUUGAUUCUGACUGCAACAAGACAAGCGGAGAGUGCCGCUGCAAGGACAACCACUACCGUCUCGAAGGCAGCGACACGUGCCUGCUAUGUGACUGCUACCCAGUCGGCUCUUUCUCCAGAGCUUGUGACAGAGAAACGGGACAAUGUCAGUGUAAACCCGGCGUUAUAGGACGUCAGUGUGAUCGCUGCGACAACCCGUUUGCUGAGGUGUCUCUUAACGGCUGCGAAGUAAUCUAUGACAGUUGCCCUCAGGCCAUUGAGGCUGGAAUAUGGUGGCCCAGGACUAAGUUUGGUCUUCCUGCUGCCGUUCCCUGUCCCAAGGGGACUCUUGGCACAGCCAUCCGACACUGUGACGAGCACAAGGGCUGGCUGCCUCCUAAUCUUUUCAACUGUACCUCAGCUACCUUCAUCAAGCUGAAAGCCCUGUCUGAAAGCUUUCACCGCAAUGUAUCGCUCCUCAACUCUGGAAAUGUGCAGCAGACAGCAGCCAUGUUGGCCAAUGCCACCUUGCACACUGAGAAGUUCUACGGUAGUGACGUGAAAGUGGCCUACUGGCUCAUACAGAGUCUGCUGCAGCACGAGAGCAGCCAGCAGGGCUUCAACCUCACAGCUACGCAGGACGUCCACUUCACUGAGAAUCUGGUGCGUGUGGGCAGCGCCAUCCUUUCUCCAGACACACGACCACACUGGGAGCUCAUCCAACACUUGGAAGGCGGCACGGCGGCGCUCCUGCGCCACUUUGAAGAAUACGCAAACACACUGGCACAGAACAUGAGGAAGACAUACCUGAGUCCCUUCACCAUUGUCACACCACACAUAGUCAUCUCUGUAGACCGUCUAAAAAAGAUGAACUUUGCUGGAGCCAAACUCCCACGGUACCAGUCCCUGAGGGGCCCGCGUCCUGCAGACCAGGAGACAGCCGUCACCCUCCCCGAUUCAGUUUUUCAACCACCAGUGGACACCAAGGGCCACAGACACCUUGAUGUCUUCCCAGAGACCUCGCUGAGGAACCAGUCAGCUACCAGGAAGAGACGGCACCCAGAUGAAGACCAUCAGGACGCCAUCGCCAGCGUGAUCAUCUUCCACAGCCUUGCCUCGCUGUUACCAGAGAGCUACGAUCCAGACAAGAGAAGUCUGCGAGUCCCGAAGCGUCCGGUCAUCAACACACCCGUGGUCAGCAUCACAGUCCACGACAAUGACGAGCUUCUGCAGCACACGCUGGACAAACCCAUCAAUGUGCAGUUCCGCUUGAUCACCACCGAGGAGCGCUCCAAACCCAUCUGUGUCUUCUGGAACCACACCAUACUAGCUGGAAAUGGUGGCUGGUCGGCAAAAGGCUGCGAGGUGGUUUUCAGAAACAGCACCCACAUCAGCUGUCAGUGUUAUCACAUGACCAGCUUUGCUGUGCUGAUGGAUAUCUCCAGGAGGGAGAACGGAGAGAUCCUGCCCAUCAAAAUCCUGACAUGGAGCACAGCUGGAGUGACGCUGGGCUUCCUCUUCCUCACCACAAUCUUCCUCCUGUGCCUGAGAGCGAUGCAAUGCAACAAAACUAGUAUAAUCAACAACGGAACCACGGCCCUCUUCUUCUCUGAGCUCAUCUUCAUCUUGGGCAUCAACCAGGCUGACAACCCAUUUCUCUGCACAGUCAUCGCCAUCCUGCUGCACUUCUUCUACCUUUGCUGUUUCUCCUGGCUUUUCCUGGAGGGACUGCAUGUGUACCGCAUGAUCUGCGAAGUGCGAGACAUUAACUACGGACCCAUGAGAUUCUACUACCUGAUUGGCUGGGGCGUUCCUGCCUUCAUCACAGGUUUGGCAGUGGGACUGGACCCAGAAGGCUACGGGAACCCCGACUUCUGUUGGCUCUCAAUGUACGACACCCUGAUCUGGAGCUUUGCUGGACCAAUAGCCAUGGUGGUGUCGAUGAACAUCUUCCUGUAUAUCCUGUCAUCCAGAGCCUCCUGCUCACUGAGACAUCACAGCAUUGAGAAGAAGGAGCCUUGUGUCUCAGGCCUGAAAACUGCAGGCGGCGUCCUCUUCCUGGUUUCAGCCACAUGUUUUCUAGCUCUCCUCUCAGUGAACAGCGAUAUGAUAAUCUUCCACUACCUGUUCGCAGGCUUCAACUGUGUACAGGGUCCUUUUGUUUUUUUCUUCCGCAUCGUCUUCAAUAAAGAGGCAAGGGAUGCAAUGAAGUACUGCUGCAGCCGCAAGCGUCCAGAUCACAUGAUCAAAUCCAAGGCUUCUAGCUAUAAAUCCAACACAAACUACAUGGACGGCAGGUUGUACCACCUCCCCUUUGGUGACUCCAGUGUGUCUCUGAAUGGCACCAUGCAGAGCGGCAAGAGUCAGCAGAGCUAUGUGCCAUUUGUUCUCCGGGAUGAUGGAUUGAAUAGCAGCCAAGCACACAUCGCUCUAAACGACCACACGUCACUCUUCCAUGAAACGAAGAAGCACCUGGAUGAACGUGACAGUGACUCAGACAGCGAUCUGUCUCUGGAGGACGACCAGAGCGGCUCUUAUGCCUCCACACACUCCUCUGACAGCGAAGAUGAGGAGGGUCCCCUCCCCCCAGACGAAUGCUGGGAAAACCUGGCGUCCAAUGGUGCUAAGAGACCCCAGCCACACGACAACAGUUUGAGUAAGAUGUACUGGCCUGACGAUUACGCAGCAGUAGUCGGUGAUGGCGAGUUUGCAGGUGUAGACAGAAUGAAGAUGGAAAUUUCAGAGCCAGUCCUUGGCCGUAGCAUAAGGACAUCAUCAGACGACAGGUCGCCGGACUCCAUGCUGCUGCCUAUGCCCCCGAUCCUCAGCGUCCACCCUCAUAAAGGGAUUCUUAAGAAGAAGCAGCUUUCUCCUAUUGUAGAGAGGAAUGGUCCACAUCACAUCCACAAUGAGCUUUGUGACAGCGCUCCAGGGUCAGCAUCCCCACAGGGAUCUUCUUCCAGUGAUAAUCGAGCUGGCCCCGCUAAACCCAGCCUGCCUGAGAAGCUGAACGGCGUUGCCCUGAGCAUCAAGGCGGGUACAGUGGAUGGAGACUCGUCAGGUUCAGAAUUUUUAUUCUUUAAUUUUAUCCCAUGAAGCUCUGAUCCUCAUUUAAUAUCAGGAUCACUGUCUUCAAAUUGGUGCAUCAUUUUAGCAUCAGUCACCAGCCUGUCUGUGUCUGAGGGUGUGCGUUUGUGUGCAUGUGUGUGUGCACGUUUCAUCAUCUCACAUAUUUAUUUUUAUUUAUUUUUGUAUUAUUCCUUGUGUUGCAUUUGUCUCUAACACGCUCCAUUAAUCGCGACUUCACCCACCUCCUCCAUCUCCUUGCACCAUCCUGUUUUCCCAGCAGCCACUGCAACACCUCCAUGUGACCUCGUUGACGGCCGGGUGUGUCUUUGCAGGUCAUAGAGCCUCAGUCCUCAACAGUGACUGCAAACCAGGAGCAACAGACUUCCCUGUAAAAAAAAAAAAAAAAAUUGGAAAAAGGAGAAAAGGAGGAACCCCACCCUUCCCCUUCCUCUCAAUCAUCGCUGAAGGAGUGUGUGCACAUUGUUCUCUACUGAGUGAAUGGAUGCGUGUGUACAUGUAUGAAUUUAUACAUGUGUGCCAAACUUCAAGAGCCACUGCACACGAUCAGAAAAAGUUUCCCUUUAAAGAAAUUGUUUUGUUUACAUACUUGAAGCAUUGCACUUUUUUUUUAAUUUACUGCCCAGAUUUGUUGGUGGUCAAUUUUUUUUUAGUUUUAUAUUCUUUUUUGUUUGUUUGUUUUGGUUCCAGGAUAAUUAUAUUGUUGGACAAUAAAGAUGUCAUGCUUUUCGGGUGGGUCAUUAAGUUGUAGACUUGCAAACAUUCAGGGAAAUAUCCUUCUUCAUACGUACCUUUUUUGUGAUGUCUCUGGUUGCUGUGUGAGCUGCUGGCAUCUGUGCCAGUUGGAAAAGGUCACACUCAGGUUAUUGAGUUAUGUCACAUGGCUGAAAUGUCAAAGAGGCACAGGACGAUGGACUGUGGGUCGUCAAUGGACGCCGGGGAUCUUUGUAUUCAUGGCCGCUGAACUGAACUUGAAAACAGCAGAAAAAAAAUCUGCUCCACAUAAGCUACGUCGCAUCACUGAAGAUUGUCUCCAGAAGCAACAGAAUCACAGACUGAAAGCCUUCAAGAGAUCAAAACUGCAUGUGCAGACGACUCAAAGGACUUUUGAAACACAUUUUUGUUUUUGUAAAUCACUGGGAGCACAUUUUUUUUUACAGAUGCUCUCACAUUUCAUUUUAUCUGAGGGAUGAACACAUUCGAGUUCAGUGACUAAAAAGUUGCAUUUUAUAGACUAGAAACAAAACUUUGUCCUUUAUUAAAAAAAGAAAAAAAAUAUGCAGACUUGAGCUGCAAUUCUAUCUGAGCUGUAAUCCAUUUCUACUGUACAGAGUGACUGUAAAUGAAUCAAGAAAAUAUCUUUAAAUGUAAGUAGGAAUCACUAUUGAUGCUCUGAAGGAAAGAUCCUCUAGGAGUUACUUUGUCAUUCAGAUUGAUGUGAAACUUGUUGAUGCCAUUUUACCAACCACGUGAACUUAAUGUAUAAAUUCCAUGCCAUAAGAAGCAACACUACUACAUCAGUCAUGGUGUUAUAACACUGCUGUCCAAACAGAGAAUUGUCUCUUUUACUCUGCUCUUGUUUUUACCAAUUAAAAUAUUUUCUACCA
Messenger RNA from Melanotaenia boesemani (Boeseman's rainbowfish), 10619 nucleotides. It is a transcript of the gene celsr2, whose product is annotated as cadherin, EGF LAG seven-pass G-type receptor 2. Gene Ontology annotation, biological process: cell surface receptor signaling pathway; G protein-coupled receptor signaling pathway; homophilic cell-cell adhesion. NCBI's taxonomy places the organism in Eukaryota, Metazoa, Chordata, Actinopteri, Atheriniformes, Melanotaeniidae. The transcript has 33 exons. Gene Ontology annotation, molecular function: calcium ion binding; G protein-coupled receptor activity. The record is from RefSeq and is a predicted model, not a curated record. The coding region runs from base 1 to 9021 and encodes 3006 amino acids. Gene Ontology annotation, cellular component: plasma membrane.